GCUGCUCCUCCUACCCCGCCCCACCGGGACCGGCGGCAGCGGGUGCCAAACCGCCCCCCGGGAGCCGCGCUGAGGACGCAGCCAUGCCCAGCGCUGACACUCAGCAGCCGGACCGCCGCCUCGUCCCAUCCCUCUCCAGCGCUGCAAAGAGGACGAGGAUGCCAUGAGAUUUCCCACAGGCCCUCUAUGGCACCUGGCUGUAAGUGAACCGAUCGGAAGGAGGCGAUAACGGACGGCGGAUAAUGACGUGAUGGUUCCGGUUGUAGAACGAGCGCAAGGGGGCUCCGAGCGUCUUUAUUAACCGGUACCGGAGAGGAUUUCACCGGACUAAACACAUUAAAUGUGUGUGGAACCGUUUACGAUACUGGACCAUCCUGUAAAAAAAAAAAAAAAAUUUAAUUUAAAAAAUAAAUAAAUAAGAAACGCUCUCUCAAACAGGUUGCUGAGAUUUCCAUCAAUCUGAAAGGGGGCUUUGCAGCACAGUCAAGGAUGCCAGAUCCCCUAGAUGGGGACUUCUACAGGAGUUCCAGUGAGAGGAGGUUUUGAGACUAACACUCCAUAGGCCGGUCAUGGUUUCCUACCCUUACACACUCCUCCACCUCUGCAUCUCUCGCUGUCUUCUAAUGGUUUGAUGGAGAGCUGGUCGAAUGUCAGCAGGAACUAUUGUUAUAUCCGGAGGAAUUCUCGCCGGAGUGAUACUGCUGUGCAUUGUAGCAGUGCUCUGUUACUGUAGACUCCAGUAUUACUGCUGUAAGAAGAAUGAUUCUGAGGUGGACAUGGGCUCCGUGGUGGGAGCGGACCCUCUCUCUCACUUUCCCUGCAAUGCCUGCAACGCCCUCGCCAUGGACGGCGCGGCUAUCACACCCGUGUCUCUGGAUCAGCUGGACACGGGUUCUCCCCACAACCACUGCCCCACCUGUUCACCGUACUCCCUCCGCUCUGGACUCACAGAUGACAUGCGCAACGGAGGGGAGCGGCUGGGCUUCCACACCUACUAUGAGAACCCGUCUGUCUCUCUCCCGCUGUCUUCCCACCCGCAGGGCUCCUCCCCUCUGAGUUACUGCAAUCCCACGGACAUAUUUCCUCCCCCACCACGCCCCUACAGCACCCAGGUCUGAACUCUGCAGCACCAUAAAGACACACACUCACACAUAUAGAAAACCUUUCAGAAAUACUAACACACACCUGACAACCAACACAUGCCCUGUUGUUUGGGACUACAUUCAGGUGAUGGAUAUUGAUACUGCACAAUUACACACAUGCCCACAUUACUGUACAAGCUCACUUCUGCCACACAUUCCAGAAUCAUUCAUCAUGGGGGUGAGCCAUAAACUGAGCCCACUGACAGGGCCUCUGUGUGGGCAACACGUCCUCGGGCCAAACCAUGGAGGGCUCCAGGCAGCAGCAUAAACCCAGUGUUAGAUCUGCAGGGAAGUGGUAAAUAUUAUAACUCUAGUAUAACCUCAUUUUGUUUAACAUGAGGCCGAGUCACAUGCACAUGCAUGAAAUGUGACUAACUUUAGGUGUGAACACACCUCGGUUGAUGCAUCAUUAAAGCCACUUUUGCAGGUUGUCAAGUACACGUGACCAUGCAUGUAAUAUAGCGUAAACACAAAAGAAUCUCCAGGCACACUUAUUUUGUUGUGUAAGUGCAAAGGAGGCACAUUAUAAGCAAUUCCAAUAAAACACAUUAAUGACUUAUGAUUAUCCAUGAACCAUUCAAAUCUUAUGAAAUACACAUUGCAUAUUCCCCUCCAAAAAGCUACAUUUUAAAAGCCAAGUACUUUUUUUGCACCAUGUGGUUGGAGCCAUGAAUUAAAUAAAUAACUUCCUAAAUAAUUACUUCUGACCUUUUCUGGAUGUAAUUAUGUAAUUGUGUACUAAUCACAAGAAAUAUAGUAAUUUCAUUGAAGGAAAAACCAGUCCAGGUUAUGAUUAAUUGACUAUUCAUUUAUUAUUGGUAACUUUAUUUUCCAUAUGUUGUAUGUUGAAUUGUAUGUUUUCUGUUUACAUGUUUUGCAUGUUCAGCUGAUCUGCUACAAAAACCUCUAGGUUACGCUAGUAAGUUAUAGACUAAAUGAAUUUGUGUAGAAAGUUUAGGUAAAUAGUCACUGUUCUUCCUAAUACUAGCACCAAAUUACAUGGCUCGUUAUUAUGGGCCCUUAUUUUUAUUGCUCCUGCUCCAAAUGCUGUUAUUCACUAAUGAUACUAACAACAUUAGAAAGAGACAGAACCUCAAUUAGAUUAGUUGUUGUUGUACCAUUGUGUAGGAUUUAGUGGCAUCUAGGGGUGAAGUUGCAGAUUGCAACCAACUGAACAUCUCUCCCCCCUCCCUCCUGCCCCCUCCCCCCUCCCUUUACAAGCAUGUAGUAGAAUAUCUACGUUGGCCUUCAGGUAAUGUAAACCUGGAAAGGCUCUCUUUAGACCAAGCGUUGGGUUUGUCCAUUCUGGGCUA
Messenger RNA from Etheostoma cragini (Arkansas darter), 2455 nucleotides. Its product is annotated as protein FAM163A-like. The coding region runs from base 648 to 1118 and encodes 156 amino acids. The transcript has 5 exons. The record is from RefSeq and is a predicted model, not a curated record. Lineage: Eukaryota; Metazoa; Chordata; Actinopteri; Perciformes; Percidae.